UUUGUUAUUUUAAUGGACAAAAAAUGUUUUUUUGUUUUUUUAAGUGACCCCAAACUUUUGAAUUGUAGUGUAUGUUAUGGUUCACUCUUAGUUUUCCUUAUCUCCACUGUGGAAUGCUCAUGUUGAUCCUCUUGGUUCUCAUGAUCCAUCCACCGGUCUUCUUUGUUAGUCAGGCCUGACCCCUUCAUCCCGUAGUUUCUUCCUGUAAUCUAAUUUAUUAUGACUGAAGAUGCAGAAUUUUCUGCCAGGCCAUCUUCUAAUAGGGUAUAACAGACUCGUUAGAACUUUGACCACACGCCCUAUAGAUGGACUACAUGCCCUCGAUCAAAUAAAAACUGGAAUUUUUCCUCAAAACAAAGGUAAAAAGUAUGCUAGUCAUUUAUAGAAAAAUUCAUACCUAGUUUGAUGUUUCUGUGACAAACGGUGAAUUAGUUAUGUAUGUAUACUGCUUUCAAUGGCAUUUUAUGGAUUGUAUGUAUUUCUAUCAAGUCAAAUGGAAUUUCUACUCAAAACAAAGGCUGUUAAAGUAUGCUAGACAUUUAUAUCAUAAAUCAUAUCUUGUUUGAUGAUUCUGUGACAAACGGAGAAUGAGUUAUUGAUGUUUACAUUUUUAAAUGGCUUUUGGCGAAUGUCUGUUGAAUGUCCGAAUUUGUGAAUAUAAAACCAACUUUACCUCGGUAUUUUGCAGACCUUUUAGUGGAGUUGAUAAAAUGAGCUUGAAGGACAACCAUCAAACCCAAUCAACUGCAACAAAACACUUUGCCGCCUUUGGGGAGGGGGCGGAGUUUAGUGUGUUGAGAGGCUGUGACGUCGGCUGUCCGCGCAUGCUAGUAGCAGCACCAGGGUUUGCUUUUGUUGGACGAAGAGAAAAAUUGCUGGCUAGCCAGGAUACCGUUAAUUUGUUUUGAUUUUUUUCCUAGGUCCGUUUUGGCCUAUUAUUAAUCACAGGAGUAUCAAUAAAGCAGGUAACUAAGGUAACCCCCCCCAUAUUUUCAGAAUCCACAUCCGUGAAGCAUCAACAUGGCAGUCAGAAGGGGACACAUCAGAUACCUCAAAGUGUGUGAGGUACAGAGUUGUCAGGGUGACAAUAGGGAAUCACAACAGCAUGUCAGUAAGGGUUCGAUUAACAUGAAGCAAGACGCUUAUGAUAACGGUUACGACGAACACAUGGAAGAUGAGCCCAAAGAUGCCAAAACCAACCUUAUUGUCAAUUACCUGCCCCAGAACAUGAGUCAGGACGAGUUGCGGAGUCUCUUCAGCAGCAUCGGCGAGGUGGAGUCUGCCAAACUCAUCCGCGAUAAAGUGGCAGGUAAUCCCUAUCACAAAAACCAGAGCCACAGUUUAGGGUACGGAUUUGUUAACUAUGUUAACGCUAGUGAUGCAGAAAGGGCUAUCAAUACCCUCAAUGGGCUGAGACUACAGUCUAAAACUAUCAAGGUGUCCUUUGCCAGGCCGAGCUCUGACGGUAUUAAGGAUGCCAAUCUUUACAUUAGUGGGCUGCCCAAGACCAUGACACAGAAAGACGUGGAGGAUAUGUUCACACGCUAUGGCCGCAUCAUCAACUCGCGUGUAUUGGUCGAUCAGGCCUCUGGCCUGUCCAGGGGUGUGGCUUUUAUCCGCUUUGACAAACGGGCCGAGGCGGAGGACGCCAUCAAAGACCUGAAUGGGCAGAAACCCCCUGGUGCCUCGGAGCCCAUCACAGUGAAAUUUGCUGCCAGCCCCAACCAGGCCAAGAACUCCCAGCUCAUCAACCAGCUCUACCACAACCAGGGCCGGCGCUUUGGAGGUCCAGUACACCACCAGGCCCAGCGAUUCAGGUUCUCUCCAAUGAGUGUGGACCACAUGAGUGGCAUGUCUACGGUUAGCGCUCAGGGGAAUUCCACAGCUGGCUGGUGUAUCUUCAUCUACAACCUGGGCCAGGACGCUGACGAGGGCAUCCUGUGGCAGAUGUUCGGGCCGUUUGGAGCCGUCACCAAUGUCAAGGUCAUCCGAGACUUCAACACCAACAAGUGCAAAGGCUUUGGCUUCGUCACCAUGACCAACUACGAGGAGGCCGCCAUGGCCAUCGCCAGCCUCAACGGUUACCGCAUUGGAGACAAGGUCCUGCAGGUUUCCUUCAAAACCAGCAAGGGGGGUCACAAGUAAACUGAAAAGGGUGAAGGGGUGCUUGUUUUCCAUUCUUACUGGGGGGGUUAAACAAUAUAUUGGGAAGGCUACACAUUUGUUCAUGGAAGGAGAUAAUUUAUCUCCUUGGUUCUUGUAAUUUAAUUUCUAUGCUGUCACUUAGAUCUUUAUCUUAGCCAGUAGAAAAGUAGACUUCUUGCUGUGACAAAAAAUAACCUGUUCCAUAGUUUGUUUUUUGUUUUUUUUGCUGGGGGGGUGUUCAGUAGUGUACAGGAAGUUUGUUGACCAAUUCUUGAAUGUUUUAAUGAUCUGUGGGUUAUGUUGGUCUACUUCAAGUGUGCCACAUACAUGGUUGAGGGUGACGAUGCAAAUUCCUGCCAUGUUUAAUGCUCUGCUUAAUACAUGCUUGCCAUUUCUCAUUUUUUUAACAUAGUCAUUUUAUCAUGAUCAGGGCGUAAAGCUUGGCCUUGAUUCCCAAUAGACCCUCCAGUCUUUCUACACUCCUGUUCUCAGAAACAAUGUAAUUUUGAACAUGCACAAGUCCUGUUCUAGAUCUACACAGACUAUUAGAUAAAGCAUGCCCUUCUAGAUGUGGAAGUGGUCAUGUGCUGGCAAUGCAUUUGAAUACAAAAAAGAUUGCUGUGUAAUUGGGGAUCUAAGGGGAAAAAGGACUGAUAAAUGUGUUUUCCCCAUUCCUCUAUUUAUACAUGCCCUCAGACAUUAAACCAUAAAAUCUGAAUUGUGAUACAAACUAUAAGGAAGAUUUAAAUGAUUCAGUUGGUCGGAAGAUAAUAUUCUGUGAGCUGUAAUUUUGAUAAAUACAGAGCUUUUUUCCUGAGUUAUUCAAUCUUUAACCAGUUGUAUGCUUUUCUGUUUUCAAGUGAUCUUUUCUUUUAUUGAAACUGCCUUUCAACGUCAACUUGUUUUCCAUUAUUGUUUGAUUUACUUUUGCCAUUAAACUGUAUUUGGUGGAAGUUUUGGUUUGUUCCAGUUUUUUAAUAAAAGUUUAACUUCG
Molecule: messenger RNA, 3139 nt
Organism: Oncorhynchus tshawytscha (Chinook salmon)
Lineage: Eukaryota; Metazoa; Chordata; Actinopteri; Salmoniformes; Salmonidae
Product: ELAV-like protein 1
Exons: 8
Coding region: 1021-2145 (374 amino acids)
Cellular component (GO): ribonucleoprotein complex
Molecular function (GO): RNA binding
Source: RefSeq, a predicted model, not a curated record